CCAACAUAGCUUUCAAGGGAGAAGGAGUUGUGUAAAUAAUUGUUACGUAUUUUCUUUAAAAAUAUGUUUUCCUUUUCUUUUAGUCAAAUUAUCUCAAAAUCCAAGUUCAGUCGGCGUUGGCGUCGAUGGAACCGAUUCAAUAGAAGAAGAUGCAGAGCUGCUGUCAAAUCUGUUUCGUUUUAUUGGUUAGUUAUUGUACUGGUCUUCCUGAACACAUUAACUAUCUCAUCUGAGCAUUACAACCAGCCUGAUUGGUUGACACAAAUACAAGAUAUUGCUAACAAAGUUCUUCUGGCUUUAUUCACCUGUGAAAUGUUGGUAAAAAUGUACAGUUUGGGCCUGCAGUCAUACUUUGUAUCCCUAUUUAAUCGUUUUGACUGCUUCGUGGUAUGUGGCGGCAUUGUUGAAACCAUCUUGGUGGAGUUGGAAAUUAUGUCACCCCUUGGAAUUUCAGUGUUCCGCUGUGUCCGUCUCCUCCGUAUUUUUAAAGUAACCAGGCACUGGACAUCCCUGAGCAACUUGGUAGCAUCCUUGUUAAACUCAAUGAAGUCCAUUGCUUCACUGUUGCUUCUGCUUUUCCUCUUCAUCAUAAUCUUCUCAUUGCUUGGAAUGCAGCUGUUUGGAGGCAAAUUUAAUUUUGAUGAAACUCAAACAAAACGGAGCACCUUCGAUAAUUUCCCACAAGCUCUUUUAACUGUAUUCCAGAUUCUAACAGGUGAAGACUGGAAUGCUGUAAUGUAUGAUGGUAUUAUGGCCUAUGGAGGCCCAUCAUCAUCAGGAAUGGUAGUCUGCAUAUACUUCAUUAUCCUCUUCAUCUGUGGUAACUAUAUCUUGCUGAAUGUCUUCUUGGCCAUUGCGGUGGAUAACCUGGCAGAUGCUGAAAGUCUGAACACUGCUCAGAAAGAAGAAGCAGAGGAAAAGGAAAGGAAAAAGACUGCCAGAAAAGAGAGUUUGGAUACUAAAAAGGGGGACAAACCAGAAGGUGAACAAAAGAAGGGCAAGGAUGCUAAGGUUACCAUAAAUGAAUACGGAGAAGGGGAAGAUGAAGACAAAGAUCCCUACCCAGCCUGCGAUGUUCCAGUAGGUGAAGAGGAAGAGGAAGAGGAAGAACCUGAAGUGCCAGCUGGCCCCCGACCCCGAAGAAUAUCUGAACUGAAUAUGAAGGAAAAGAUGACACCAAUUCCUGAAGGAAGCUCCUUCUUUAUUUUCAGCAAUACAAACCCGAUUCGAGUGGGAUGUCACAGGCUGAUCAACCACCACAUUUUCACCAACCUCAUCCUUGUCUUCAUCAUGCUUAGCAGUGCUUCCCUUGCAGCAGAAGAUCCAAUUCGCAGUCAUUCUUUUCGCAACAACGUAAGAAAAAACAGACUCCCCAAAAGAGUUGCAUGCUACAUCGUCUUUAAAAUGGUCCCUUCAGAAUGGGAGCAAACCAUGAAUAUAAUAGAUCGGUACAUAAGUGUAGCUUUUUGAAAUUAAGCAGCAUGUGGGUAUUUUCUUAAGAUUCAACAGGAUGUUGGAACCAACUUGGAGAUUACAAAAAUAGUGCAGAGAUUUGUUGUGGUUGGAGCCUGGAAUCAUAGAGUAGCCUCAGUUGUUGUUUUUGUUUUUACAGUGAAGGGGUCUUCAUAAGCUCAGUUACAACACUAAUAAUAUUCAGGAUGUAGAAAUUCCUAGUUGGGUGUUGGAAAUGUUCUUUGUUUGAAACCCUGCAGACCCGCUGCUGGUCAGCAUGAAACAGCAUUGAGCUAGAUGGACCAGUAUUGAGCUAGAUGGCAGUAGUACAUGAUGUGGUGUGGUAGUGGCGCUCACCUGACCUCCUGACAGCUGAGCCCUGUUGCUUCCAGGGAAGGAAAGGGAUG
Molecule: messenger RNA, 1859 nt
Organism: Podarcis muralis (Common wall lizard)
Lineage: Eukaryota; Metazoa; Chordata; Lepidosauria; Squamata; Lacertidae
Source: RefSeq, a predicted model, not a curated record